Molecule: messenger RNA, 2352 nt
Organism: Closterium sp. Naga37s-1
Lineage: Eukaryota; Viridiplantae; Streptophyta; Zygnematophyceae; Desmidiales; Closteriaceae
Source: the annotation of a GenBank genome assembly
AUGAGCGACGGCCAUCUUGACGGCGACGGCCCAUGGGGAACGGUUAUCCGUCAACUAUUAGUCCAGCACGGUGAGCGGCUCGGGUGCCUCUUAUUCCACGAGCCUAAGGGGCUCCUGCUGCUCCUUGCUAGCGGCGCCGCGCACUCAAUAUGGAGUAUAGUCGCCUUGUCGCGCUCCAUCGGCGCGCUUCGAUCCGCGCGAGACGCGCGAAUCGCGGAUGUGGUGAAUUUAGGCGCUAACGUAGCUAUAAAGCUGCGGAAGAAGCAAAAUGGGGCGCGGAAGGGGUUGCGAGAGGGGGAGCGGAAUGGGUUGCGGGAGGGGGAGCGGAAAGGGGAGCGGAAGAGGGAUAGUGUGCACUUAAGAAGUUCCUCCAGCGGCGUCGCUAAUGCAGCGGUUGCGCGGAGCGGGGAACGGGAGGCCGAGGGCGGAUCAGCUGAACGUGUGGGGAAAGGAUCUACGGCAGGAGGGGGCGUUAGCACUGGUAGCGCAAGAGCGGAGGGCGAAAGAGGGAUGGGCGCAAGUGCAGAGGGCGCACGAGCGGAGGGCGCAAGAGAGGAGGGCGCAAUAGGCGAGGGCGCAAGAGCGGAGGCCUGGAAAGGCGACCUGAAGGGGGUUCAGAGGGAUGGGGCGCGGUGGCGGCUAGACAGAGUAGCUAAAGGAUUAGAGAGACUGGAAGAGGCUGUGGUGAGACGGCGAGAGGCUGCAGCCCUGACCCGUGCACCAGCACAGGUUGACUCGUCUGGAUGCGUUGACUCGGUUGACUCGUCUGGAUGCGUUGACUCCGUUGACUCAGUUGACUCGUGGCGGCUACCAGCGGUUCGUAAGGGGUGGCAGAAGCGGUGGUGGGGCGGGCACACAAUGACGAGUAGCAGCGAGCCCUCGUUAAAGUCACAAUCGGUGCAGGGGGAGGAACUGGUGGCGGUGAGAGGCGUGGUGCAACCAGCGCACAGCGGUGGUGGUAGUGGUGGUGGUGGUGGUGGUGGUGGUGGUGGUGGUGGUGGUGGUGGUGGUGGUGGUGGUGGUGGUGGUGGUGGUGGUGGUGGUGGUGGUGGUGGUGGUGGUGGUGGUGGUGGUGGUGGUGGUGGUGGUGGUGUUGCUGCUUCCAAUGGCGGUGGUGCUUUUGGUGCUGGUGCUGGUGCUGGUGGGGGCAUUGGUGGUAGUGCGACGCCUGCUGGUGGCGGUGCAGUGCUGGGGGGGGUGGCAGCACGUGAAGGGGUGGAGUGGCAAGGGGUGGCGGAGUGUGGAAGGAGCGUGCAAGGGGAUGGUGUGACUGCAGGCGCGGUGAUUGUAGAGAGAGUUGAUGAGGUGAGUGAAGGGGCACGAGUCAUGAUGUCGGAUAAAGUUGGAGGCCUUUUUCAAGGAAUUAACAAGAAAGGCCUGCAGCAACAAGGGUUGGAUGGAGAAUGUUGGGGAAGUGGAGUGGAGUGGCAGCAGAUUGCCACACAGCAUGAGGUUCCCUUCUGCCUGGCGGAAUCUUCAGACACAUCAGCUCCACGUGUCAGCAUCCCAUUGGCCGAGUCCUCGUCCAAUCAGCAACCCCCUAUCCCUCUAGUCACCCUCCACUCCCACCUGCACAAGGCUCUGCCGCCCACUCUCGCCUCCGCCGCCCAUUUAAUCGCCGGGCGGCGCAUGCCCCUCGGGAUGCGGUCGGAGCACCGGGUGCUGCCGGUGAAUCACACGCUGACAGCUGUCGGCCACGUCCACGUCAGCAAGGAUGGCCGGGCGGCGCUGGUACCUUCUCCGCGCCUUCCUUUCUUCCUCCUGAACGAGAGUAGAGAGGUGGCACUGCAGCGGCUGCAGCAGCAACGGAGGACGCAGGUGAAGCAGGUAGCGCUCUUUGCUCUGGCUGCAUCUGCUGUCGCAGGCUUCAUGUGGUGGAGAAAGCGUCGCAACGAGAGGCGGGAGCGGGAGUACGCGCAGCAGAGGGAGGCUGCCACAAAUGACGCUCUUACAUUGCAAGGUGCUGGUGCUGCUGGCGCCUGGCCGGAGGAAUUCCCUCCCCUCCUCCCUGCCGCUGCUCGCGACCCGUCAAGCAGGCGAAACCAGCAGUUAGAGGAGAUUCUAGAGGCAUUGGAGGAGAUUAGAGAGGCUCAGAGAGAGGAGAGAGGGGUGGGAAGAGGGGAGGGGCAGGAGGAGGAAGAGGAGGAGGGGCUGGAUUUAGAUCCAGAGCAUGAGUUGCCUGCAGAGCAGGUGUGUGUGGUAUGUGCUGGGAGGGUGAGGAGGGCUGUGUUCAUCCCGUGUGGGCACCGCGUGUGCUGCCUGCGGUGUGCCAGGGCCGUUAAAGAGAGCAGCUCGCUCUGCCCCAUCUGCCGGCGGUUUGUGCGGCGAGUGUAUCAGGUGUUUGACACGUGA